AUUCUUCGCCAUUUUGACAAUGGUGCAGCAAUGCCAUCUGACGAUAGAGGCAGUGAAUAGCUGAAAGGGUGUAAAAAUGAGACCCAAGAUUGUCUUUCUAUCUUCGUUCGUUUCCAAUCUUCGAGCGUACUGUCGAGUGUUGAGCCGACUGUCGUGAGUGUGUGUAAUGUCGACAAGAAUGUUGACGUUUAAUUCAGCUCGUCGGAAGCAACGAAUACGCGCCGUGGUAGCCUCGUGAAUAAUGUCAAUGGAUUCCUCGUAACUUAUUGCACGCAGUCGUAAUAAUGUUACGCACUGUGGAGUUCACAGUAAACUCGUAGACUUCAUGAACGAACAAUCAUUGUACGCGCGAGGGCUUUGGCUCGAACUGUGACGCGCCAUAUUGGUUUAAGAGAAUUGUUCAUAUUAGUGAGCUUUGGGUGAAUCAAUUUUAUUGCAAAUGCACAUAGUAUAAUAAAGUUCCAACAAUGGAAGAGACUAAAAUCAUAUAUCACAUUGACGACGAAGAAACUCCUUAUUUAGUGAAGCUUACCAUCUCACCGGAAAGGGUCACUCUUGCCGACUUCAAAAAUGUCUUGAAUCGACCGAAUUAUAAGUAUUUCUUCAAAUCUAUGGACGAUGAUUUUGGUGUGGUGAAAGAAGAGAUUGUAGAUGAUGAUGCCCAUCUUCCGUGUUUUAAUGGACGAGUUGUUUCUUGGUUGGUUUCUGCUGAAGGCAGUAAUGUGUCAGAUGGUGCUUCACAAUGCACAGAUUCAGUAGCACAUAGUGAGGCAAAACAUGAUCGUGUUGAUCAUGUGACACCUGGUCACACAAAUCGUGGUCCACCUCCUUUAUCACAUGAUGAUACUUUAACUGAAACUGAAAGUAUUACAAGUAGUCGACAAGGGCAUCAUUUACAUAAAAGUUCAAGACAUCAUUCAGAUAAAUAUGAGAAAUAUAAUAAAUAUAAUGGACUUCGUAUAAAUGGUCAUUCAAAGCACAGAUCAGGCCAUGGUUAUGAGACUGCUUCUAUUUUAAGUUCAGAUUUAGAGACAACAACAUUUUUAGAAUCAGAUGAUGAUGCCAGUAGCCGUAUAACAUCAACUACAGGCAGACAUACCAAUAUGAGUAGUACAGUUGACAGAGCAACUUUAGAGCGGCGUAGACCACAGAGAAGAAGGCGUCAUAGAUUGCCACCUAUGUCUAGAACAUCAUCUUUUAGCAGUAUCACAGACAGUACAAUGUCCUUAAACAUCAUAACAGUUUCAUUGAAUAUGGAUACUGUUAAUUUCCUUGGGAUUAGUAUUGUUGGACAAAGUAACAAAGGUGGAGAUGGUGGCAUUUAUGUAGGUUCAAUAAUGAAAGGGGGUGCAGUUGCUUUAGAUGGGCGAAUAGAACCUGGUGAUAUGAUCCUUCAAGUAAAUGACAUUAAUUUUGAAAAUAUGUCUAAUGAUGAAGCAGUUAAAGUACUACGUGAAGUAGUUCAGAAACCAGGACCAAUCAAAUUAGUUGUUGCAAAGUGCUGGGAUCCUAAUCCUAAAGGCUAUUUUACAAUACCACGUACAGAACCUGUACGGCCUAUAGAUCCUGGUGCUUGGGUAGCACAUACAGCUGCUAUAAGGGGGGAAGGUUUUCCUCCACGCCCGCCAAGUGCUACAACAUUAACAUCAACAUCAAGCAGUCUUGCAAGUACACUGCCAGAUACAGAACGACCAUUAGAAGAACUUCAUCUUACGGUGAAUACGGAUAUGCCAACAAUAGUGCGAGCAAUGGCUCGACCUGAUUCAGGAUUGGAAAUUCGUGAUCGUAUGUGGCUUAAAAUAAUAAUACCAAAUGCAUUUAUUGGAGCAGAUGUUGUGGAUUGGCUUAAUACUCACGUAGAAGGAUUUAUUGAUCGACGCGAUGCAAGAAAAUACGCAUCUCUUAUGCUAAAAGCUGGUUUUAUUAGGCAUACAGUAAAUAAGAUAACAUUUUCCGAGCAAUGUUACUAUAUAUUUGGUGAUUUGUGUUCAGCUAUGAGUAGCAUGAAACUAGAUUGCGAUACAGUCGGACCAUUGCCUCCGCCGAAUGCCUGGGACAUGCCUUAUUCAGGAACAUAUGCACCUCAUUCUGCAACUGGUUAUAGUCCAAUGCCAUUUAAUUUCACUAAUGAACCAACUGUAUAUGGUUAUCACCGAGAAGAAAGUGUUCAUAGUGGAUCAGGCGGCAGUAGUGCAGGUAGUGAACACAUUUGCAAAGAACCUAUUCACGAUUUGAAAUCCUGUUCUUCAGCAUCUGAAUCUGAAUUACAUAUUCCAUCAGUGCCAACUAUGCCAAAUAAGAAUUCUGGCAAUGGAAAUGGUUCAAAUGGAAAGAGAUCUAAUGGUAGUCGCAGUCGUUCCAGUGGUUCUGAACAAUCUGUGCAGACAGGAACUGGUUCAGGGAAUCAACAGAACCAACAAGACUUAUCUGAUGAAGAAGACAUUUUGGAGUACCAGUUUCUGCACAAGUGAAGAUACUUGUUAAUGCAAUAUGUAUACGUAACAAUGGUAAUAGAAGUUAAAAAAAAAAGGAAAUUAAGAUAUAUUUCCACUUGAUCUUGAAUUAAGUGGAUGGAAGUAGCAAACGCGAGACACACAUAUAUAUAUAUAUAUAUAUAUUUAUAUAUAUAUUUAAUAGACGAAUUUUGAUAAAGCGUCAUAGAAAAUAAAAAAUCUAAACUAUCAUAUAAUUUGUAAUGGCUAUACAUAAAAGAAGAAGAUAGAUUUAAGGCCAUCGAAUUUCCAUUGAUAUUUAAUAUCAUUCGAAAAUAUGUAUAAUGCAAUCUAUAUAGAAUAUUAAUAUAUUCAUGAGAUUUCAGAAAGUCAAUUCUAAAGAAAAAAGACACUAUAAUUGAUAUACAAAAUUGUCGGUUGAGGUUCAUUUAUUAAGAAAGUAAUUAAAGUUUGGAUUAGAUAGAAUGAAAUUUAUCUAUAUUUCGCUUCAUCUAAUAAAAACUUCAACUUCUUAAUAAAUAAAUCUUAAUCAACAUUUUUGUUUUAAUUUCUAGAAUCGACCAAUCAAAAGUAUCUCAUAGAUAUAUUAAUAUUCUGGAUAAGAAAAAGAAAAUACGAUGGCGAAAAAGCGUGCUUUUUUAACGCAGGGUGCAUGUAGAUUGAAAAAAAUCCUUCUUAACUCCAUAUAUGUGUUUUAUCGAUAAUAUUCUUGUCCUACUUUUUCUUCCUUAACUUAAAAUAAUCAUGAGUAUAUUCUCUAUAUUCUCUUAUAUUUGACAUGUAUUUUUUUACUUUAUUUGUUAAUGCAAAAAAUAAUAGAUUUUUUGAAUUGAUAAUUUUUACUUACAGUAUUGAAAUUUUGUUUUUUAUAUAUUUUAGAUUUUUCCUUCUUGAAUAUUCAUUCUCAUGUCAUAAUAUGGCUGUACUUUUAAUUAUACGGGUAUAUAAACAUCAAAUUUAUAAAAUGCAAAAUCGAAAUGAAGAUUUUGCAUAUAUUGAUUAAAAUGAAAAAAAAGAAAAGAAAUGAGGUAAAGGAGCAAAAAGUGUCAGUAAUAAAAGAUGAUAUUCGCUAAAUUCCUGAUUUAUUAGUACAACUUAUGACUGCAAGUAUGUCUGUAAUCAAGUGUUAAUUCAUGCUAUGAAAAUUAAUUAGUAUGAAGCAUAUUAUACAAAUGUUGCAAGUAUUAUUGUUUUACUUGAAUUUUACGCUUAAAUGAAGGAAAAAAGAAAAUUUUAAAUUUUUGUAAUUAUAAAUAAUACAGAACACUUUAUAUAAAAAUAUUAUAUUCGAGUUUUCGCGUUAAUUCUCAAAUAAAUAAUUACAGAAUAUACAAAAUAUAAUUAACAAUAUUUUUACGUUAUUCUUCUAAUUUAACACUAUGCUUCGUUGAAUUUGCUUUAUACUAAAUAAUUGAGAACAUUAUAUAUAUGUACGAUUUUAUUUUUCCAUACUACUUUAAUCAAUUACUCGUUAAGGGAAGGCAAUACGUAAAUAAAUUAUAAAUAUAGGAUUGUAUAAUUGGUGAAACACCUUUUUCUCCUUUUUUGUGUGCAAGUUUAUACGAAUAAGUGUGAUAAUAUUGCAUUAUCGUGUGCAAUCACGAGUCUUCUCCCUCACUAUAAAAAUUUAAAGGAAGAAAGAAAGAAGUAAACCUCAACGAGUCAAUAUGAAUCGAAUAAAACUCAUUGAGAUGCAUUCGAAUGCUAUUCUGACUGAAGUAUUUUAAUGUCACUUAGAGUACCAUAGUACAAGGCGACAAGAUAGUCAAUCGAUAUCGCAUUUACAGACAGAUAGUUCAUUCCUUGUAUUUUUUAUCCCUUUGCGAGACAAAUGUUUGCGAACUUUUUUAUUAAAGCUAUGACCACGUACAUGGUGUCGUCGAUACCCUAUUUGCGAUGUUCAACGAUUUUUACACUAUUUAUUAUAAUUAUGUGAGAUUAAGAAAUUUGUAAAAAAAAAAAAAAAAAAAAAAGAAAAAGAAAAGAAAGGAAGAAAAAAGUGAAACGUUAAAAAAAAGAAAGAGAGCGACGUAUUCACUAAAUUGAAUAAACGAUUUCUUCGUGUGUGUGUUUCGUGGAAACAUUGCGAGACAUUGGUAUGUCAGAUUAUGAAUAUUGAGAAAAAUUUCUCUACCCCUUUUUUUCUUCCGCGAAAUUUAUUGCGAAAAAGGGGGAAAAAAUGAUAUAACGUGAAACGAGUUUGUAUCCAUAGUAUGUACGAUU
Apis laboriosa (Himalayan honeybee) is the source of this 4676-nucleotide messenger RNA. It is a transcript of the gene dsh, whose product is annotated as segment polarity protein dishevelled homolog DVL-3. Gene Ontology annotation, cellular component: cytosol. Gene Ontology annotation, biological process: intracellular signal transduction; canonical Wnt signaling pathway. Lineage: Eukaryota; Metazoa; Arthropoda; Insecta; Hymenoptera; Apidae. The record is from RefSeq and is a predicted model, not a curated record. Gene Ontology annotation, molecular function: frizzled binding. The coding region runs from base 468 to 2471 and encodes 667 amino acids. The transcript is spliced from 10 exons.